Achroia grisella is the source of this 4078-nucleotide messenger RNA. It is a transcript of the gene Stt3B, whose product is annotated as dolichyl-diphosphooligosaccharide--protein glycosyltransferase subunit STT3B. Gene Ontology annotation, molecular function: dolichyl-diphosphooligosaccharide-protein glycotransferase activity. Gene Ontology annotation, biological process: post-translational protein modification. Gene Ontology annotation, cellular component: membrane. The transcript is spliced from 15 exons. The coding region runs from base 115 to 2376 and encodes 753 amino acids. The record is from RefSeq and is a predicted model, not a curated record. Lineage: Eukaryota; Metazoa; Arthropoda; Insecta; Lepidoptera; Pyralidae.
CAGUCAGUCACCUCAUAUAGUUAAUUUUCAUAAAAUCGAAUUGCUGAAACUAAUGUAUGAAAAUACAAUUAUUGUGAUUUUUUAGGAUAGUUCUUAGUGAUAACAGAUACCAAGAUGCCAACCGCCGCCGUUGCUAAAUCUGCUAACGGCCGUAGUAAGGGAGUAUUCAAAAAUACUGCCGGCUUCAGCACCCUUAUCACAGUUACCGUGCUAUCAUUAGCUUGGUUGUCCGGCUUUGCGUCCCGGUUAUUCGCUGUUAUACGUUUUGAAAGUAUUAUCCAUGAGUUUGAUCCAUGGUUCAACUAUCGCUCUACCGCGUAUAUGGUACAACAUGGGUUUUACAAUUUUCUGAACUGGUUCGAUGAAAGGGCAUGGUACCCUUUAGGACGCAUUGUCGGUGGUACUGUAUACCCCGGAUUGAUGAUUACUUCUGGCACAAUACAUUGGAUAUUACACACAUUAAAUAUUCCAAUUCAUAUUCGUGAUAUUUGUGUAUUUUUGGCACCUGUAUUCAGUGGGCUAACAGCUAUAGCCACAUAUCUGUUGACAUCUGAACUGUGGUCUCGUGGUGCUGGGUUAUUUGCAGCAUGUUUCAUAGCUGUUGUGCCGGGCUACAGCAGUAGAUCUGUAGCAGGAAGCUAUGACAAUGAGGGUAUUGCAAUAUUUGCUCUGCAGUUCACAUAUUACUUGUGGCUGAAGAGUGUCAAAAGUGGUUCUAUAUUCUGGUCCAUUUGUACUGCACUAUCAUAUUUCUACAUGGUAUCAGCAUGGGGUGGGUAUGUGUUCAUUAUCAACUUAAUACCACUUCACGUCUUUGUGCUGUUGAUAAUGGGACGUUUCUCACAGCGAUUGUUUGUCAGCUACAAUGUCUUUUAUAUUGUUGGUUUAUUGCUCUCCAUGCAAAUACCUUUUGUCGGCUUCCAACCAAUUCGUACCAGUGAACAUAUGGCUGCAUCUGGUGUUUUUGCAUUAUUAAUGGCUGUCGGUGCUCUGAAGUACCUACAUAGUUUGAACCCUAAGGGUCAAUGGAAGCAGCUGCUCAUAGUGGGUGGAUUGAUCGCUGCUGCUUUGGUCUUCAUUGUAGUCGUGCUAUUAACAUAUAUGGGGGUUAUUGCUCCUUGGAGUGGACGUUUCUAUUCCUUGUGGGACACUGCAUACGCUAAAAUCCAUAUUCCGAUCAUAGCGUCCGUGUCGGAACAUCAACCAACAACAUGGUCGUCGUUCUUUUUUGAUCUCCAUGUCCUCGUAUGCACAUUCCCCGUCGGUUUGUGGUAUUGCAUCAAAAAUAUCAACGACGAACGGGUUUUCGUCGCUCUCUACGCAAUAAGCGCUGUAUACUUUGCCGGCGUGAUGGUUCGUUUGAUGCUCACACUGACGCCAGUUGUCUGCGUCCUGUCUGGAAUUGCAUUCUCCAUCUUGUUUGACUUGGCGCUCCGAGAGGAUGAUAUACCCCCACCGCCAGUAGAAGCCGAGGAACCUAAGAAUUUGUAUGACAAGGCCAGUAAAUUUAAGAAGCGUACAUACGAUCCGGCUGCUCCAGUCGACAUUGGUCUUGGUAUGAACGUGCGUUCGGGGACUUUGAUAGCUUUCAUGAUCUUGCUGAUGCUGUUCUCCGUCCAUUCCACUUGGGCCACUUCAAAUGCAUACUCCAGUCCUAGUAUUGUACUUGCAAGUUACGGUAAUGACGGAUCUCGUAGAAUUUUGGACGACUUUAGAGAAGCAUAUGGUUGGUUAUCUCAGAACACAGCAGAGGAUGCCAGAAUUAUGUCCUGGUGGGAUUACGGAUAUCAGAUCGCCGGCAUGGGCAACAGAACAACGCUAGUGGACAACAAUACGUGGAAUAAUUCUCACAUAGCUCUCGUUGGUAAAGCAAUGGCAAGCAACGAAAGUGCCGCAUACCAGAUUAUGACGGCGCUGGACGUUGAUUACGUGCUAGUGAUAUUUGGAGGCGCAAUAGGCUAUUCGGGAGACGAUAUAAAUAAGUUUAUAUGGAUGGUCAGGAUCGCGGAGGGUGAGCACCCCAAGGAUAUACAUGAAGCUGAUUAUUUCACAGAGAGGGGUGAAUACAGAGUAGAUUCAGAAGCAUCUAAAACAAUGUUAAAUUGUCUAAUGUAUAAGCUAUCAUAUUAUAGGUAUGACAGUGGCGGAAGUCCGCCGGGGUACGAUCGCACCCGCGGCGCGCUGCCUGGCAACCGAGGGUUCAAGCUUACCUACCUCGAGGAGGCCUAUACAACCGAGCACUGGCUCGUUAGGAUAUACAGGGUUAAAAAACCUGAUGAGUUCAAUCGUCCACGUUUGCCACUAUCAAAGAGAAAAAUCUCCACUACUAAUAUGAUCACGAAAAAGCUGGCACAGGGAGCUGGAACAAUGGUAUAGUAACAUUGUGCUGUGGUUAGACACACGUCGAAGAGAAGAAAAGGCCUAUUAAAGAACAAGCCGAAUGUGGUGAAAGGAAAGAAGGUUGGGCGACUACAGUGACCGUCUCGUCGAUACACCGUAUAAUAUUUGUCUAUGAGUGGUAAUAUUGCAUUGCAACUAAUACCAUGAGAAUACUGGACUGUAAGUAAUUUUGAUGUUUUGAAAAAGUAUAUAAUAAAUAUGUGUUCAGUCAUGUUCGAAAUAAUAGUUAUAUUGGAGGCUCUGCCAUCGUUUUUUUUAGUAAUCGUCUCGUCGACUGAAUUAGUCGUCACACAAUUGGGUUUUAGAAGUCACUCUUGUUCUCAAUUUUAAGUGUUUGAACUGUAUAGUAUUUGUAUAUAUAUUUCACUCACUUUCAACUAAAAUAAUCGAAAGUUAGUUCGAGAAUCUAUGGAGUUAAUAAUAAUAAAACCUACAAUAUUCACAAGUCUGUAUAUGCAAGAAAUAUAGCAGCCUAAAAUAAUUGUGUGAUUUAUGAAACGAGAACAAGUUUGUUUAAACACUGCACUUUUACCACUCGUAGAAAAUAAUAAAUGACUGACACCAAUUCUGUAUUUAGUCCAUUAGAUAAAUGGUUUAUUAUUACGUAGGUGGUUUAGUUCAAAUUGGUUUGCACUGCGUGCAUGACAUGAGUAAAAUACAGCUGGUGUGUUCCCACAAUGAGAUUGCCACCGAUAUUUCUAACGUUGACGUAUCGAGAAAACAGGGAAUUUAAUAAUCAAUUCAUGUCAUAUAUAAUAAUUGCUAAUAAGAGUAUGUGAAGUUGAAUGAUACUUAAAUAAGAGUUUUUCCAAAAGUAAUAUGUAAAUAAUUUAAUGAGUAUCGGUGGUAAUUUUGUAAGACGUGAUACAAUAGUCAAAUUAUUGUCAUGCAAUAAAAUAAAAUAAUAUUAAGACAAUAUUUUGAAUAUAAUUGUCAUAUUGUAUAUUUACUUAUUUAAAACUUAGUCCCGAUUAUAUAUAGUAAAGUUUCACCUCUUAUGUAAUUAAUCCAGCCUAAUGUUUGUAUAGAAACAUCAGAUAAAUAAAUUUUAUAAAGAUCUGUAUUAUUCAAUGGACAAAUUCUCACGCCACACUAAUAAAAUAAUUGUGCCGCGUCUCAUGUUAUGUCGUUCCAAAACAGUGUUUGAUGAGUGUAAAUUUAUAAUUGCUACGUCCAUUUAUAUAAUAAAUAGCAUUUACUGAAUAUUUUUAACAUUGUUUGUUAUAUGUAUUAGUAUCGGUUUUUUUUUACAUAUACAUUUUGUUAAAACGUCCUCAAACUAAAUUCGUGUUAGGUUUCGUUUACAGAUAUAUGAAGUCUCAGUAGAGAAGUUGCAUACUGUAGGGCCAUAUGAAUACUGUAUAUGUACGUUAUACAGCUAGUUACGUGGUAUCGGUCUCACUUUCAAAGUUAUAUCAUAUUUUUUUGGUGUACGUAGCAGGAGCUAAGCACGUAUAUAUUUAUUUAACUAAUUGUUUUCCCUUAAACUCGCAGAAUGCACUAGAAGCGUCACUAUUUACGCUCACAUACUUUUCAAAUUCAGAAAUUCUGUAAACGAGACGUUUGAUUACACAGCUCAAUUUUUGACAAUGCAUAAUAAACAACUUUGUUAUGGUCACUGACCUGUAGGACUGAUUGAGGUAUGGUCGGAAUGUAAAUAAUCUCAUCAUAAACUAGU